Messenger RNA from Sphenostylis stenocarpa, 1056 nucleotides. The record is from the annotation of a GenBank genome assembly. Lineage: Eukaryota; Viridiplantae; Streptophyta; Magnoliopsida; Fabales; Fabaceae.
AUGGCUUUCCACGACCAUCUGGCGCACGAAAUCACGUUCCAGCCGUUCACGGAGGAGCAGCAGAUGGGUCAGGGCAGAGACAUGCAGCGGCUGCUUCCGCUCUCCGGCGGAGCGCCGACGUGGCUUAGCGGCAGCAACGCGGCGACGCUCCGGCAGCAGAAUUUCCUCCACCUGCAGCCGGAGUCGGCGACCGCGCAGCCAAACGACGACGUUCGGGGAGGCAUGGAUCGGAACCGGACGGAGAGCAACUCGGAACCGGACGACUUGGCGGAAUACAAAGCAGACAUUCUGGGACACCCGCUUUACGAUCAGCUCCUAUCAGCUCACGUCUCGUGUCUGAGGAUCGCCACGCCCGUUGACCAGCUUCCACGGAUCGACGCGCAGCUUCAGCAGUCGCAGCGCGUCGUUGACAAGUACUCUAGCCUCGGAAACGGCGUUGUCGACGACAAAGAGCUUGAUCAAUUCAUGUCGCAUUAUGUUAUACUUCUCUGUGCUUUUAAAGAACAAUUGCAACAACAUGUCCGCGUUCAUGCCAUGGAAGCUGUUAUGGCUUGUUGGGAGCUGGAGCAAUCUCUACAAACCUUGACUGGUGUAUCUCCCGGGGAAGGAACGGGUGCAACUAUGUCCGACGAUGAAGAAGACCAGGCUGAGAGUAAUGCCAACUUAUACGAAGGAAGCAUGGAUGGCGCUGAUAGUCUCAGUUUUGGACCUCUUGUUCCCACUGAGACUGAAAGAUCUUUGAUGGAGCGUGUGAGGCAGGAGUUGAAGCAUGAGCUAAAACAGGGUUACAAGGAGAAGAUUGUGGACAUAAGAGAGGAAAUUCUACGAAAGAGAAGAGCGGGGAAGCUCCCAGGUGACACCACUUCCCUUUUAAAAGCUUGGUGGCAGUCACAUUCCAAAUGGCCAUAUCCAACUGAAGAAGACAAGGCAAGGUUGGUGCAGGAAACAGGCUUGCAACUAAAGCAGAUAAAUAACUGGUUCAUAAAUCAAAGGAAAAGGAAUUGGCAUACUAAUCCUUCUUCUUCUAGUGGCUCCAAAAGCAAACGCAAGAGGUGA